Molecule: messenger RNA, 882 nt
Organism: Opisthocomus hoazin
Lineage: Eukaryota; Metazoa; Chordata; Aves; Opisthocomiformes; Opisthocomidae
Source: RefSeq, a predicted model, not a curated record
AUGGCUCUGCUCCUGAAGAUUUUCAUCCCCUUGCUGGGGCUGGUGGUGGCCUUCUAUUUCUAUUCACCAUCUGAGAACUUCAGUGGAGGUAAGUCACGGGGGAAGCGGGUGAUGGUGACGGGGGCCAGCAGUGGCAUCGGGGAGCAGAUGGCGUAUCACCUGGCGCGGAUGGAGGCCCACCUCCUGCUCACGGCGCGGACCGAGGCCAAGCUGCAGAAAGUUGUGGAGCGGUGCCUCGAGCUGGGCGCCGCGUCUGCCCGCUACGUGAGCGGCUCCAUGGAGGACACCUCGUUCCCCGAGGUGGUGGUGAAGGAGGCUGAGAACACCUGGGGCGGCCUCGAUAUGCUCAUCCUAAAUCACAUCAGUUACAGCCACUUCACCUACUUCAACGGGGACGUUGAGCACGUUCGAAAGCUCCUGGAGACCAACUUCCUCAGCUACGUGGCGAUGACCGUGGCUGCGCUGCCCAUGCUGAAGGAGAGCGAGGGCAGCAUCGUGGUGGUUUCAUCCGUGGCAGGUAAAACUGGCAUCCCAUUUGUAGCUCCCUAUUCUGCAACUAAGUUCGCCUUAGAUGGAUUUUUCAGCUCCUUGCGACAGGAAUUCAUCAUAGACAAGGUCAAUGUCUCCAUCACGCUCUGCGUCCUGGGCUACAUCAACACAGAGAGUGCAGUGCAGAUGGUUUCGCACGUCAUCCAGGACACGCCGGCGCCGAAGGAGGAGUGCGCGCUGGAGAUCAUCAGGAGCGGGGCGCUGCGCCAGCGGGAGCUGUACUACCCGUCCUGGACGGUGCGCAGCCUGCUCCUUCUCCACGGCAUAGCCCCCGACUUCCUCGACUCCCUCAUCAGGAGCAGCUAUAAGGUGGAAAACGUCAGAAGAACAUAG